This is a messenger RNA of Didymodactylos carnosus, 582 nucleotides long. Lineage: Eukaryota; Metazoa; Rotifera; Eurotatoria; Philodinida; Philodinidae. The record is from the annotation of a GenBank genome assembly.
AUGACACGACAAGAAAAUCAAUCAUCUGAUGAUGAUGUCAUAGAAAAAUCCGCACCAGAACUCUUUUAUAUUUCAAAACAAGAAAAAAUAUUAGAAGAUAAUGACGAAUAUCGUAGCAUUACUCCACCUAUAAAUGAUGGCGUGAAUAAAUCAGAACCGAUUCUCUAUUAUAUAACGGGAUGUGAGCCUGCUCAUACAGUGACAUUAUCACCAACGAAUGAUGAUCUCAAUACACCAAUUAAUAAAUAUAAACAUUCGAAAACAACAGUUAAUCCUAGACUUUAUUAUAUCAAUCGUUCAGAAAGUUCAUUAUCACUGAACAAUGUAAGACAGAAUUCAAAUACACCCGAUGGAAGAUACGAUGAUCGUGUGCCAUUGAUACAAUCUUCCUCUCAAAUACCAUCGAUCUAUUCGCCAUCACCGCGCAAACAAGCUGUUGCAUUUGAAAUUAACGAUGAUAAUGACAUAGAAAAAGAACAACCAGAACCACCCUGGAGAAUAAAAUCAGAUCGUAUAUCGCCAGAAAAUGUUAUUCUAAGUCCAUUGUCAAGAGCAUCAAAUAGUUUGCAACGAAACUUGUAG